AUGGCCCUGCCACAAAAACUCAAAAUACUGGUUGGUACAUACAACAUAAACCAACAACAGAUCUAUCAACCCCUAAAAGACUGGCUUUUCUCGCUCAACGACGAUUCAUCCUUUACGAUUAUCGAUAAACCAGAUGUUCUAGCAAUUGGGUUUCAAGAAUUUUCGUCUUAUCCAUAUGCGUUUAUAAAGGUAGACACCGCUCGACUUCAACACUAUUCAGAACUCAUAGAAAAAGCAAUUAUAGAAUGCACCCACGAAAGUUAUACUCAGGUGGUUAAAGAAUGCAUGGUUGGCUUGUCGUUAUUUGUAUAUGUUCGUGAUUCGACUGUAAUGAGACACGUGAAACAAAUCGAGACGGAAAAGGCGGGAGUUGGGCCUUUUUGGAUAGGAAACAAAGGGGCCGUGGCGGCUUUUUUGAAACUUGGGUCAUCUCGAGAGGACGGCGAGGAUGAAAGAGGUGUCUCUUUAUGUUUCAUAUGUGCUCAUUUGGCGGCACAUAAUCAUAACGUUCAUUUGAGGAAUACGCAUUUUAAACGUUUAUGCGAACGUCUACUAUUUCCCAAAGCGAGUGAAGAUAGAGAGUCGAUAAAAGAGGAAGCGAGCACGUCAUCAACGUCAUUAUUACCAAAAAGGUCGAAUGCUUCAACAUCAACUAAAGGGACCAAUUUAGAAAUAAACCGCGGAAAUUAUUAUAGCAUAUAUGAUAGUGAUUACUUAUUCUUUUUUGGAGAUCUAAAUUAUCGAAUAUCUUUGGAACACCCAACCCACCCAACAAUCACUCUUGCCUCCUUGGUUAACGCGUUACGAGAACGACAACAUCAUCAUCUUUAUCGCUAUGAUCAGCUUUCCAUAGCAAGAACAAAAGGCACCACAUUACAUGGAUUUGAAGAAGGUCAACUGAGUUUUGCGCCAACAUACAAAUUUCAUUUGGGCAGUAGUGAAUAUAAUACGAAAUUAAGAAUUCCAGGAUGGUGUGAUAGAAUUUUAUAUUUUUGGCAUCGUGAAAAUGAUCAAGUCAAUGCUAAUAAAAUUAGUGAAGCGGUUGUUGAUUACGUAACAUCAGCGGAAGGGUCAACUUCUACAGCAACGUCAAAGGAAUCGAUAGCGUUGAGAGAAAGCGAACCUUUAAUCAAACUUGAAAAUUAUGUUUCUCACCCACAAUACACAUUAUCUGAUCAUAAACCGGUCUCUGCACUAUUCACGGUGACGACACUAAAACCAAGUCAGCGAAAGAGAACCUUUGAAUCUCCCUUCAAGCUUGACCCCUGGUAUAAGAUGAAAAGACAAAUCGGGGAAAUUUUUGCAAGAAUUGUUGGUGCGUUGUGGUGGAUUGGUGGUACGCCAACUGGUGUUGGUAUCUUGAUUAUCGGAGCUACGACGUUUGGUGUUGGUUAUUAUUAUUUUUAUUCUUAUUACAAGGGUAAAUUAAUGCAUGGUCCUUGA
Molecule: messenger RNA, 1443 nt
Organism: Ambispora leptoticha
Lineage: Eukaryota; Fungi; Glomeromycota; Glomeromycetes; Archaeosporales; Ambisporaceae
Source: the annotation of a GenBank genome assembly